Messenger RNA from Asparagus officinalis (garden asparagus), 3114 nucleotides. Its product is annotated as ATP-dependent DNA helicase Q-like 5. Gene Ontology annotation, molecular function: nucleic acid binding; four-way junction helicase activity; 3'-5' DNA helicase activity. The coding region runs from base 85 to 2748 and encodes 887 amino acids. Gene Ontology annotation, biological process: double-strand break repair via homologous recombination. Gene Ontology annotation, cellular component: chromosome; cytoplasm; nucleus. NCBI's taxonomy places the organism in Eukaryota, Viridiplantae, Streptophyta, Magnoliopsida, Asparagales, Asparagaceae. The record is from RefSeq and is a predicted model, not a curated record. The transcript is spliced from 23 exons.
AAUUUUUCUACGCAGCAAAAGGAGAGGGAACUCUCUUCCUUCUGACAUUUCCUCCCCCUUAUCGGAUCCAAAUCCGCCGCCGCCAUGGAAUCCGACUCCGAUUCCGACGCCUCCCACGUCUCCUCCACUCCUCCCAGAGCCCAAAACCCCAACGCUAACCCCAAACCCAGAAGCCCUAAACCCAAACCUAAAAAACCCAAGUCCAGAAAACACAAAUUGGAUCCGAAUCCGCCGCCGCGGCCGCCGUCACCGGAUCCGAACCCUCCAUUUCCCUCACCUAACUUCUCCAUCCUCAACGGAUUAACGGUUAAGAGGAUACAGACCCAACCCAACCCAAUAACCUCUUCCUCAUUUUCCUCCAUCUUUAAAUCUCGAGGGCUCGAUUUCGAUCCCUCUCACUUUGAAAAAGAUAGUAAUUUUCCAUCUACGAGUUCAAAAAAUGACGAGAAGAUUCAUAAUAACAAGCCGAAGAAAGCGCAGCCCAAUUUCAUAGCCUCCUCUAGUUUGCCCCCGGAGGAGCUGAAGCGAUACAAAUGCAGUAGUGAAGGUAAUUUUGUGAGGUUGAAUAUUAAUGGGUACGGGCGUAGGUAUAGUUUUAAGAAAGGGAAUAGGAAGUUUUCGUCGAAAUUUAAGAGAUUUCGUCGGAGAUUUGUUAAAAGGAGUGAGGUUGGUGAAGAGAAAGAUGGUGAUGGUGAUGAUGAGUUUUGGAUGGAGAGUAGAAAACUGGAUUCUGAGGUUGAGAAGGUACUGGAAGAGGUUAGAAGAGAGGUUUCGGACAAUAAUUUGAAGGGUUUGUUGAAGGUUGUUUAUGGGUAUGAUUCGUUUAGGGAAGGGCAGAUUGAGGCAAUCAAGAAGGUGAUUAAUGGGGAAUCAACGAUGUUGGUUUUGCCCACUGGGGCCGGUAAAUCACUGUGUUAUCAGUUGCCUGCUCUGAUUUUGCCGGGGGUGACAUUGGUUGUGAGUCCUUUAGUUGCUUUAAUGAUUGAUCAGCUUAGAAGAUUGCCAUCGGUUAUACCGGGUGCUCUUCUCUCAAGCAGCCAGACAACUGAAGAGGCUUCUGAAACCCUACACAGGCUUCAUGAAGGAAAUAUAAAGGUGCUUUUUGUGUCACCGGAGAGAUUUUUGAAUCCUGAAUUCACAUCGAUGUUUGGGGAUUCUCUUUCUGUAUCCCUCGUAGUGAUUGAUGAAGCUCACUGCAUUUCUGAAUGGUCCCAUAACUUCCGGCCUUCAUUUUUGAGGCUGAGGGCAUCUCUUCUUCGUCUGAAGCUUAAUGUUCAGUGUUUUCUUGCAAUGACUGCAACUGCAACAAAUCGAACUUUACAUGACAUUAUGCAUGCUCUAGAAAUUCCAGAAAGCAAUCUUAUUCAGGCAUGCAAGAUAAGAGAAAACCUGCAGCACUUUGUAACAUUGAGUGGAAACAGAUUGAAGGAUUUACUGCUGCUGAUGAAGUCUUCAACUGUUGUCAACUUGCGAAGCAUCAUUAUAUACUGUAAAUUUCAGGCUGAAGCUGAUAUGGUGUCCAAGUACCUAUGCGACAAUAAUAUCCAUGCCAAGGGUUACCACAGUGGUAUGUUGGCAAAGACUAGGAGCCGCAUUCAGGAACUCUUCUGUUCUAACAAACUUAGAGUGGUGGUUGCAACAGUGGCAUUCGGCAUGGGUCUUGACAAGAGUGACGUUGAAGCGGUAAUCCAUUAUAGCUUACCGGAAAGCUUGGAAGAAUACAUUCAGAAAACUGGACGGGCCGGGAGGGAUGGCAGGUUGUCCUAUUGCCAUCUCUUUGUUGAUACUGAUACAUAUUAUAAGCUGCGUAGUCUUUCAUAUAGUGAUGGUGUAGAUGAAUAUGCAAUCAAUAAACUUCUUUCCCACAUCUUUUCCAAUGAUGAUGAGUUACCUGGGACCAUUUGCUCCUUGAUCAAAGAAUCUGCAUCCCAGAAAUUUGAUAUGAAAGAAGAGGUGAUUCUUACAAUCCUUACACAGUUGGAGUUGGGUGAUGUGCAAUAUAUCCACCUUGUUCCGCAGGUUAAUGUGACUUGUUCAGUGUAUUUUCACAAGACACCUCCUGCAUUGCUUUCUGACAAGGAACCUUUAGUUGCAGUUAUCCUUAGAAAGUCAGAAAUAAAAAACGGCCAUUAUGUGUUUAAUUUACCCACUUUGGCAAAUGACACUGCAGCGACAACCACUGGUGUGUUAAGACAUCUGCAAGACUUAAAGUCUCUGGGAGAAAUAACAUAUGAUUUGAAGGAUCCAGCAUUUUGUUUUGUGCUUGUGAAGAAGCCAGACGAUGUUUUCUUCCUAACCACAAAGCUUGCUAAAUGGUUAUCUGAGGUUGAAAGCUGCAAGGUACAAAAAUUAGAUGAAAUGUUCAAUGUUGCAAGUUUUGCUGUGAAAGAAUGCAAGAGAAUUGAUGGAUGUUCAGAGACUAUGCAUACACCAUGUAUUCGAAGAAACAUAUCAGACUACUUCAGCAGGGAUGAUAACGCCUCUUGUAAUAACUUAUCCUCUAGGCUACCAAAGAGCAGCCGAUUUAUGCGUGCAGACAUAAAGGUGUUUUUGCAGAGCAAUUCACAUGCAAAGUUUACCCCAAGAGCAGUUGCGAGGAUUAUGCAUGGCAUCCCUAGCCCAGCUUUUCCCUCAACAGUUUGGUCGAAGUGCCAUUUCUGGGGACGAUACAUGGAAAUCGAUUUUCCCAUUGUUAUGGAAGCUGCUGCAGUAGAGCUUAUGGAUUUUGUUAAGAAAGGGAAUACUUGAAAACUGUAUUGGCGAAUGUCAGUAUUGUCUGCUUCUACUGGCAUUUCCCGCUGUGCUUACAAACGUGCAUCCUCCUGCAAGGCCUAUGAGGUAUUACUGUGAGGAUCUUUGACACCUACAAAACAACGAAAUCUUUGCUUACGAUUGAUUGACAUAAACUAAACUUCUCCAUCCAACUCUCUUUGUCCUAGUGAAAGCGAACACCAGUAACACACACGGUGGAAGUCUUUUUCCCUGGGGGAUUAGAUACCAAGGAAGCUCUGUGGAAUCAUGUUAGAUGACAAUAUUCGAGCUGUUGAGUUUUGGAGAGAGAUGAGUUUUGUUUGCAACUUAACAACAAGGUCAAUUUCUAGACGUGUUUGAGCU